Ixodes scapularis (black-legged tick) is the source of this 1016-nucleotide messenger RNA. RefSeq names its product glutamate-gated chloride channel subunit beta. The coding region runs from base 84 to 605 and encodes 173 amino acids. Gene Ontology annotation, cellular component: membrane. Gene Ontology annotation, biological process: monoatomic ion transport. The record is from RefSeq and is a predicted model, not a curated record. NCBI's taxonomy places the organism in Eukaryota, Metazoa, Arthropoda, Arachnida, Ixodida, Ixodidae. The transcript has 2 exons.
GAGUCGUUCCUUUGUUCACGUAAGGUAAACGUCGCACUCGGCUAGUCGCAAGGUUUGCGUUCCAACGUAAGCUCCUGGGAAUCAUGAUGGAUCCCCUGGUACCAAGCGUCUUCCCAGUCGUCCUAUCCUGGACGGGCUUCUGGUUGGGUCCACACGCCGCGAAGACUCGGGCCAUCUUGGUGUCUCUCUGCAUGGUGCUACAGACGUUUCAGCAGUCUGGCUUCGUGGCCCCGAGACACCACAAUCGCCACAUCCAGACCGUCGACGUCUGGUUCGUCGCCUGCCACGUCUUCAUCAUAGCCAGCUUGCUGGAGUUGGUGCUCGUCAGCAACGCGGUCCAGUCUCGCAAGUCGAACGCAGCGGAUUCGAGGGAGGACCUCCACCUGGAGGUCGCGGCGGCCGACGCCAACCUCAUGGGGAAGGUUGGCCUGAACUUCAGGCGAGUGCAACUGUCCCCCGAGGAAAUGGACGAUUCCUGCAAGACCCUGUUCCCGGCGUCCUUCGUGCUGGUCGCCUUCAUGCACGGCAGCGCGUUCGGGUGGCCCCUUCUGCAGAACACCGAUCCGGCGUCGCUGAGUGCACUGCCCAUCCGCUUGGCUCUAUGAAAGACCGCUUGGACUCGGGCCGAAGUGCUAUUUUAACGGAUGGGUUGGGAAAAGGCUUGGCCCCUAUAAUUCGGGCUAACCGUCCGCGACGUUUGGUAUUAAUCUAAUUCCUAAUCUCGUUUUUUGUAAGUGCGACAAAGUUGACAUUGAUGUGGACAAACUAUGGCGUUCAGACUCCAGCGAAUGUUACCUAUGAUUGAGUAUAAAAAUAAAAAGAAAAACGCCGACUGUUUAGAGCUCCUCGACGCUUGUUUCUAUGCGCCGACAAACUCAGGGAGAGGAGGACACGAGAGGGGACGUCAGAACGCCGAGCUCUGAUUGGACGGUUUAGGGGGUAGGCCUAAAGCUGUCUUUGCCUCCACUGCACUUUCGACGACUUUCAUACGGCACAAAACUUGAAAGUAUAAAACA